GUAGGUGGCGGUAAGCUCCUGGUAGAGGAUGGGUGGGAGUCACUGGAGGCAAAGGGAAGUAGUCGAGGAAGAAGCCGACAACGUUCAGCAGAAGAUCGAAAUGGCCGCGCCAGCAGAGAGAAUGGAGGUUUCUCAGGGGGAGAGCUCAGUCAAACCUGCAGCUGAGGACAUGACGUCAAAGGACUACUACUUUGACUCUUACGCCCACUUUGGAAUCCAUGAGGAGAUGCUGAAAGACGAGGUUCGCACUCUGACUUACCGCAACUCCAUGUUCCACAACAAGCACUUGUUUAAGGACAAGGUGGUUUUGGAUGUCGGCAGUGGGACGGGUAUCCUCUGCAUGUUUGCUGCCAAAGCAGGGGCCAAGAAAGUUAUAGGGAUUGAGUGCAGUAGCAUCUCAGACUAUGCUGUGAAAAUUGUCAAGGCCAACAACCUGGAUGAUGUUGUGACCAUCAUUAAGGGGAAGGUGGAGGAGGUGGAGCUGCCUGUGGAAGGAGUGGAUAUCAUCAUCUCGGAGUGGAUGGGAUACUGCCUCUUUUAUGAGUCUAUGCUCAAUACAGUUAUUUAUGCCAGGGACAAAUGGCUGAAACCAGAUGGACUGAUUUUCCCAGACAGAGCCACACUGUAUGUCACUGCUAUUGAAGACAGGCAGUACAAGGACUACAAAAUCCACUGGUGGGAGAAUGUGUAUGGGUUUGAUAUGUCCUGUAUCAAGGAGGUGGCAAUAAAGGAACCCCUGGUUGAUGUGGUGGACCCCAAGCAGCUUGUCACCAACUCCUGUCUCAUUAGAGAGGUGGACAUCUACACGGUGAAGGCGGAGGACCUGACCUUCACCUCACCGUUCUGCCUGCAGGUGAAGAGGAAUGACUACAUCCACGCUCUGGUGACCUACUUCAACAUCGAGUUCACUCGCUGCCACAAGAGGAUCGGCUUCUCCACCAGCCCAGAGUCUCCCUAUACCCACUGGAAGCAGACAGUUUUUUACCUGGAUGACUACCUGACGGUGAAGACCGGAGAGGAGAUCUUUGGCACCCUCAGCAUGAAGCCAAACGUCAAGAACAAUAGGGACCUGGACUUUGCUGUCGACGUGGAUUUCAGGGGUCAGCUGUGUGAGGUGUCAAAGACUUUGGAGUACAGGAUGCGUUAGGAAGCCCUCCCCUGUCUUUGUGUUGGUCUUUAUUAGCAGACAGUUUACAGCUUAACUAGGUUAACUGGAAGGGUGUUCUCUAGUUGAAGCUCCCUUGCAGUGACCUUUUAAAGACAUGUUGUUUUUGUUCAUAGUUUCAGUAUUUCCAACAUUUCCACAUCUUUAAGUUUAGAGUACAUUGGUGUGGUGAUUCCUUGUGCAGUAGCCACUCUAAGCCUGGUAUUUAGGCUCAGCAUCUUACUGGGUUCUGCUUCCAGACUCUUGUAGUUUGCACAUGCAAGAUUUACAUCCAUACAAACACAGCCCAACUGAUAAUAAGAUGUUCCUCAGCAGCCUAUAGGCUUGUUACAGUUCGCAACAGUUCAAAGUGAGAAGUAGUCGUCCAAAAGCAAACGGCUGGAAGUUGAGGCCAAAAUAAAGUUGAAUUUUCUUUUCUAUUUUUUUGUAUCUUUUUUUGGCUGAAGCUCUGUUUAACAAAUAAAGUGAAUAAAAAGUUGGUUCUCCUCACUUUCAAAUUGUUCAUGAUCUUCUAAAAAAUUCUCUGUUUCAACAUGAUGCACCAAUCAGUUUUCUGUGAGGCAUGCCCUGCCAGUCCUUAUUUGGACCAAUUUCACUUGUUUUCUGGAGGUAUUUUUCAAUCCAACAUAAUGAGGGAAUGCAGAGGUUUACGUGUCAAUUCAAAUGUGUUGAACCUUUGAAUGUUACUAAAACCAAAAAGGCCAUCAAUGUACCUGCUGCUGCUGGAUGCGUUUAUAAGCUGAAAAUGGAGGGUAGUGCAUCAUUAAUACUCAGCUUUAGUCAACACACACCAAGAUGGCUUUUAACUUCCAAAACAUAAAUGUACGACACAAUUUUCUUUUUUUUUUUUAUGUAUGAACUAUAAUAAAGAUGGUUUUUUUGGAUUCCAUGAGAUAAAGCUGCCCAUCAGUGAUUUUUAAGAGCCUGUGAAAGCUAUUUUACUGGAGGUGUCUUGUAGGUUUACACCUGAGCUGCUUGGAGAUGCAUGUUAUGUCCUGCUCCACUAUAGGUUCUGAACUCUUCUGCAUCAUGGCAGGAAGCUUUUUAGACUUCCUGUAACUGCUUACUGUCAUUCCUAGAUAUUGAGAAAAACCUUUAGAUAUGUGAAUGGAAAUGGGUGGACUACCAUGUUCAGAAACUGCCUGUUUAAAUGAGAACAUGCAAACAGUCGAUGGGUGUACUAAGUUUGUUAAAGUUGAAUAUACUUGUAAUCUGGUUUGUUUCCUAACCAUUUCAGAACUUGGCAAAAUAAGUUUUGUAAUCUGACAUUUUCCUCAGCCAUGUUAGGUUUGUUGUACCUUCGUUUCAACAUUUCAAUAAACCUCAGCAAAAAC
This is a messenger RNA of Girardinichthys multiradiatus, 2499 nucleotides long. RefSeq names its product protein arginine N-methyltransferase 1. The record is from RefSeq and is a predicted model, not a curated record. Gene Ontology annotation, molecular function: protein-arginine N-methyltransferase activity. The transcript has 10 exons. Gene Ontology annotation, cellular component: nucleus. The coding region runs from base 29 to 1147 and encodes 372 amino acids. NCBI's taxonomy places the organism in Eukaryota, Metazoa, Chordata, Actinopteri, Cyprinodontiformes, Goodeidae.